This is a messenger RNA of Callorhinus ursinus (northern fur seal), 4103 nucleotides long. Lineage: Eukaryota; Metazoa; Chordata; Mammalia; Carnivora; Otariidae. The record is from RefSeq and is a predicted model, not a curated record.
UCUAGAAGCAAUUCAUGAAUGGAGAGAUGGCAAUCAGACCCGCCCGUGGCCGCAGCUGUGGUGUCCCAUUUUAAUGACUGCCCAGAUUCCCACAGUCAGUUCUGCUUCCAUGGAACCUGCAGGUUUUUGGUGCAGGAAGACAAGCCAGCAUGUGUCUGCCAUUCUGGGUACGUGGGCGCGCGCUGUGAGCAUGCCGACCUCCUGGCCGUGGUGGCCGCCAGCCAGAAGAAGCAGGCCAUCACCGCCCUGGUGGUGGUCUCCAUUGUGGCCCUGGCUGUCCUCAUCAUCGCGUGUGUGCUGAUACACUGCUGCCAGGUCCGAAAACACUGUGAGUGGUGCCAGGCUCUGGUCUGCCGGCACGAGAAGCCCAGUGCCCUGCUGAAGGGAAGGACUGCGUGCUGCCACUCAGAAACAGUGGUCUGAAGAGCCCAGAGGGAGUUUGGCCAGGUAGACUCUGGCAGCCUGAGGAAGAAAGGACUUCUUCAGGACGAGCCGACAGACCUUCCUGCUCUGCCAGCAAUCACCUGUGCAGCCUUUUUUGUCUUUUGUGGGCCUUCCUUCAACAACUCUGUCAAGAACUCUGUCUGCUUGGGGUUAUUUGGUGUGACCUAGAGAAGAAAUCAGUGGACCAUGGUUUAAAGACUGGUCAAAAAAGAAUUGCAAAGGGGUGGGCUUCCUGUUGACCUAGCUCAGGUGUGUGCGUCUGCCUGCCUCGGAGCCCAGGGGUGUGUGGUGCUGUCUUCUGCCGGUUACGGAGGCUGGGCCCGUCCCCCCACAGCAGUACCCAUCCUGCGCAACCCUGGAGAUUGCUGUCGUUGAGUUUUUUCUCAUCCGUUUAUUGGAGAAGAAGAUGAACACAGGGUAACUAUUGAUUACCUGAAGAUGCCAAGUGUAAGAGGAGCUGUGUAUGUCCUCUGUCCACGAGCCCCUCAACCAGCCUGAUGUCUCCCACAGGCACAUGACGCCGAGGACCUUCCCAAGCCGUCGGCAGCCUUGGAAAUAAUUUCUUAUUUAUGAGACGGAUGAUGGUUUCAUUUUUAAUCUCUUAAGUCAAUGUAAAAAGCAUAAAACCUUUUCAGACUUCUACACAAAUGACGUAUGUAAUGCUGGCUAAAAAGUUGGCUGACUGAUUACAACCAUCUGGCCUCUUUGGGACGGCUAAGGCUUGGGAAGAGCCACCCGGGACUGCCGAGAUGGAACCAGAGGAGGGGUUGCUGAUGAGAGCGAAGACGGGGGCUCAAGGGUCUUGCCAUUUAAGACACAAAGCAAGGAAAUGCCCCAGAUGCAUUCCAGUAGAAAAGUUAGCCAUCCCAGCAGCAGGGAUUUGUAGCUUUGUUGGGGAGAGAGGUAGAGAGUGCCUGUGUAUGCAUCCUCACGGGAAAACACAGGACUAACUGCUGCAUGAUUGAACGGGCUAACUUCCUAGUGCUCCCUCCGAGCACAGAUGCUUAGAAAUCGAGCGCAAGCAGAGAGCCACAGGCAUUUGGGGCCACAUCCAUGGAAGGGGGGCUGGUCAUUUACUUUCCAUGUUGUUGCUUGGUUGAUUUGUGGCUUUAUUUUUAAAAGGAGAAAUUGAACUUUCCUAUUUAUUUUCUAGCAUUAGAAGAAAUAAUCCUGGUGAUUUUUUUUUUCCCUUUCCCAUUCAGGAUGCUGGUUUUAUUAACAAAAACUCUAACAAGUCACCUCCAUCAGAGUGGGUCUUGCUUUCCCCUGAGAGAAGGAGAAAUUGUUUUCAUGGGCAUCUGGGUAUGUUCUGACCCAUCGGGCUUGCCUGUGGAAAACACUGGUUCCCUCCAGCUAAACAGCAGAGAGCUCAUCCCUAGGAAUUUUCAUUAAAAAUUGUAAACAGAAUAACAGUGAAAUAAUACGUGAAGUCUUUAUGUGAGGGAACUCUUUAUUCACUAAUAUUUGAAAAAUGAAAGAUUUCUACCUAUUAGUGCAUCUAGCUCCACCCAUCACGAAAGGGACCUUUAAAACGUGAAGUUGGCUUAAAAUUUCUAUCAGGUUAUUUUUGUCCUCCCCUAAUUCUUCUUCCCCAAUCUGUCCAUUUCUAUGAAUUGUCUCAUUUCUUACAAUUUUGAGACAAGUGUGUGACCCGUGUCUUAGCUUUGGCACUUUCAUGGAAUGAUGGAAUGAAGCAGUGAGGGCAGAAAUGGGGUCUGCUCGCCUGCUGGCCCCGCUGACGGUGUAAUCGAUGCAGCUCCCAGGCUUAAGCUGGCAUUGCCUGUGCCCAUCCUACAGUGGCAGGGAUGUGGGCCGAGGCUUCCCGGUAGCAUCUUGCUCAGAGACUGGUCCCACUGACCCAGGUUUGCUGAGCCCCCGUUUUCACUCCUCUCAUCAGACCCUCCUGAAAGUCUGAGAGCCUGGAGAGAGAGACCAAUGGCAGUGGGUAGUGUAUUUUUAACUUCAGGUCACAUUUUUACUUUAGGACAAUCUUUCCUCAGUCUUUUAGAGACUAUUUGAGGUCUGGUUGCCUUCAGAGAAUAGGAACUGAUGUGAAAUGUUUUGUGGGGCUUUAUUCACCUGAUGGAGGGCAGGAUCCGUGUUCAGUCUCCAGGUGUCCAAGAGUCUUUGCAGAGGUGUGAGGAGGAUGAGAACCUUCUCGGGUCCCUGCAGGGACUUCACCUUUAGCGUCUGUGAAUGCUGUGGGCCUCCUGUGAGUGCUCCCGAGGCAGUUCUCCAUAAACCAGCAGGUCCGAAGAGAGUUGGAAGCAGAGGCUAGGUGACAGCAGGCCUGGACGGACCUUCAUCCAUGCCCAGGAUAGGAGAGCCUUGCUUCUUGGUGAUUUCUCUUUAAAAAUCAGAUGGCCAGCAAGCAUUGGAUUCCUGGGCCAUUUCAUGGUGUUGGUACAUUUUGAGUUAGCUGUAAAAAUGCCCCCGUUUUGAGGUUAAAAAUGCAUCUUCGAAUCCAUCCUUACAGGUUCCCUGUGUUUCCUUGGCCUCUAGAAAGCCAAGGAUUAUGACUGGGGAUUCAUUCCUGAGGCCUUUCCUGGUCAGCAGCCGCACACCUGGGAGCGGGAAGCAGAGCUGCUUCCAAUGUCUAGCUCAGGAGAAAUGAAAAGCCCCCAUUAAAAAAAGGGAGGGGGUGCUUGCAGAUAUUUGAUGGAGCCUAGAUUCUCCCACUGCUCUACAGGCUGUGACAUCUCUAAGCAUACUGGCCAGAAACCUUUUCUUCGAGAUGGAAAGAUAGCCGCCAACCCUGAUCUGGAAGAUGCUUCUGACACACACGAAGUCAAGCAAGAUAUGAGCUUGGCCAUUGUGUUUCAGCAGAGGAGGUGGGCGCAGUGUCCCAGAGUCUAUUUUCCUAAGAAAGGAGGAGGUGGGAUUGACACUUGGCCACCAGGGCAUUGGUGAGGCAGGAGGAGGUGUGGUUCUAGAGCUUCCUGGGAAACUGUGCCCUGCAGGUGGAGAAGGUGCAUCUUCAGCCAGAUCUUGCGGGGUCGGGUUGUCUCGCUGUGCCUGGGCCACAAGUCGCUUCUCCCAGCAGUUUUGGCAGAAGUGGAUCGACAAGCUUCCAGCGCUACUCAGGAGACCCUGCCCACCCAGUAGGAUCUGGGCUUUGGUGUCUCCCAACCUGCUUGGCCAAGGAAGGGAAGGAUGCAAAAGCCCGGCCCCAAAGGGGACAUCACAGACACGAGACGAACACAUACGUUUGUUCUCCAUGUUGGAACAUAAGGCCGGUCCUCUCCAGCUGCUGAUUUUACCAGGCUCUCUGAAAGACCUCGUGGUGAACAUACCCACAGUCCUGAAAAGCAGCCCUUCUUCCUAGGGUAGUAACUUACUGAAGUAUUCAACUUUUCAUUAUCUUUAUUAUAACAAACCUGAUGCUUUUUUUUUUUUAGAACUUGUUACUCUGACUUCUGUAUAUGUUGCACUGAAAAGGUUAAUAUUUAAUGUUUUAAUUUAUUUUGUGUGAUAAGUUAAUUUUGAUUUCUAUAAUGUGUUAAUGUGAUUAGCAGUUCUUUUCCUUAAUAUCUGAAUUAUACUUAUUUAAAGAGUAGUGAGCAAUAUAAAAUGCAGCUGUGUUUUUCAGUCAUGUGCAUUGUUGUCCAGUUGUACUGUACCUUGUUUGGAAGGAUGAAGGAAUGAACUCUUUUUUUUUU